AUGAGAUACGAGGACUGGGAUAUCCUCAUCUUCCCACGAGGCAGCAAGACUCCUGUUCGGGAAUUCAAGACAGCUUGCCAUGUCGUUCCUGACUCAGAAAGUGCCUACGCCCAUGGUUCGACAGGACUGCCCACUUUGACUUGCUUCAUUCCCAGCCUUCCGCCCGGAACUGCAUUCUCCGUCUCUCUACACAGCUGGGCAAGUCCGGAGAUCAGCCGAUUCACAAAGAGUUUUAGCGAGCACCCCGACUCUGCCACAUUCGAAGCUCGAGUUCUGAUCGAUGGCCGACUUGUCGCCUACGAGUUCCUCAAAUUCCCAUCGUUCCGCAACGAGCUACUUCGUCAAAGCUACUGGAACCCGGCAGAUGAGCUUGGCCGGAUCCGAAUCAUCAUCAGCGAAGGCUACCCGCGAGACUCGGCGACGGUUCCACUUGAACGUGUCAAGAACGUCAUGGCCUUUUCGUUUCAGCAUGCGCCACUGGAUGUCCUUGAGACUGCCGCCAUCGCAUGGCCGAACCCGACCAUGUGGCGCCGCGCAAUGAUCAGUCCUUCAAUUUCCGCCCGCACAUUCGGCAAGUUCGAAUCAUCAGAGAGUCAUGCCCACUCACCACGUUAUCAACUCAACCCUGCCGGUUCAUCUGCUUCUCUCGAUCAUCACAUGAGCAUUUCGAACAUGCCUCCAGACUACAACUCUCACGAUGCAGCCGAACUCUUGAAAACAAUGCCGUGCACAGAAGCGCUGCUACACCAUGCGACUAAUCUUCCAACGAAUUCGCAAGGCACUUAUAAAGCAAACUUGCAGACCGAUGGUGCGGGAGUUCCAGGUUCGAUGUCUCGACAGGCAAUCAUGCCAGCCCAGACCGACCUUGACGACCGUCGGUUCCUUUUCGGACACAAGGCUGUAGCUAAAUGGCCAAUGGUGCCUGCCGAAAUGCAACCGCGUCACGAUCUGAACAUGAGUAGGCAGCAGCUCCACGGUUCACCCAUGUUACGAAGUGAGGAAGAAGGCCUCGAGGAUCAGAGUGUGCCAGGUGUACCCACCAACACGCCUACGACUGGAAUCGAUACGCCUCUCGUGAGACACUUGUUCGUGGACGGGUCAACAGAUAUGACUGCAGCCGAGGCGCAACGUUUGUACGCACACAAGCAGAUUCCUGGGAGACUGGCCGCCACCUUGACGCAGUCUCUACUUAACCAGCCUGUUCCACUACCUGUUGGCCCAAUCCAGGCCCAACAGCCUGCGAGCGAAGUUAAGUCUCGUAAGGAGAAUCGAGCAUCGUCCUCGUCGUCUGCGGGAGGGGGAGCAUCGCUUCUGAACCACAACGACAUGCGCAGAGUAUCACAGUCGGCAUUGUCCCAUAAUUGUCUGGGCAGCGCUGAUUCUGCAGCAUCGACUUCCUCGCCCAGCUCGAGAGUCACAUCGGGAGUCCCUUCUCAUGGUUCCAGCCACGAGGAUGAAAUACAAGUUGUCACUGUAGCCAAGACCCAUUCAGUUCUGCAACCUUUGGAUGACAAGGUUCUGAACCACUCCGUCACGGGACAGAAGUCUGGUAACAAGUCUGUCACGGACAAAGGCAACAAGCGCAUUCGGCAGUUCACUCCUGCAAGUGUCAAAGCAAUUGACGAAGAAGACGAGCCACGAAGACCAAGCCCGCAUCUACGGGUGACAUCCGUCGACAGAGACGCUUGA
Messenger RNA from Microdochium trichocladiopsis, 1689 nucleotides. RefSeq lists its product as uncharacterized. The transcript is spliced from 5 exons. Lineage: Eukaryota; Fungi; Ascomycota; Sordariomycetes; Xylariales; Microdochiaceae. The record is from RefSeq and is a predicted model, not a curated record. Bases 1 to 1689 code for a protein of 562 amino acids.